Molecule: messenger RNA, 2919 nt
Organism: Nilaparvata lugens (brown planthopper)
Lineage: Eukaryota; Metazoa; Arthropoda; Insecta; Hemiptera; Delphacidae
Exons: 6
Coding region: 144-1850 (568 amino acids)
Source: RefSeq, a predicted model, not a curated record
UAUUUAAGCAAGCAACAAUGCAUUGGAGUGUGAUUAUUGACAAAGAAUUUUCCAAGUGAUUGAACUUUUUUUAACCAGCACUUGAUGUUUUUUUAACAGUUAUAAGUGUGCCAACCUCUAGUUGAUAGUUUUACAAAGGGAUCAUGGCAAAUGUACAGAAAAGACCAAACAGAUUAUGGAACAGGAAAUUCGCAUUUCGAAGAAAUGAAACAAUUAGUUUGAAAGAUAUUCGAAUAUUCAUGAAAGAUACUCUUGCCAAGGAACAAUUAUCAUGCUCUGCAGAAAAAGAAAGACUGCGAUUGGUGGGCCUCUUGGAGGCUAGAGAGAAUUCACCAGCACCGUAUCUUGACAUGUGUCCUGCGAAAAAAUGCGAGAGCGUGAAAGAGAAUAACGAAGACGACAUCAAUAACCAGUGCUAUGAAGAGCUGUCAGAUACAAGGAGCUCUCUCACAUCGGACUACAGUCUAGGUGAGAAGAAUGAACGCAACAGGAUGGGCAUCGAUGAUUUGGGCGGCAAUCUCUACUACAACAUACCCGAUGUUUUCAUUUCCACGUACUGGGACGCUGAGAACGAGAGGCGGCGAAUUCCUGAAUCGCGUAACUCAGUGUGCAGCCUGAGUGCAUCCCAGUCAGGCAAGGGCUCAGCGGAUGGUACGGAGUCAUCGGAAUCGGUGAGUGGCUCCAGCAGCUCUCUGGCCGGCAGCACUUUCGGGGGCGGCACUGCUCCCAAAACCCCAACCACCACCACCCCCGACGGAGUUCUGGCCGUCUCGCCGUCGGCACUGCGCUACACCGCCUCCAAGUGCGGUCCGCUGUCUCGCAAAGAAAAGUUCCUGUUCCUCGACCAUCACAAGCAAUACUGGGCAGCGCUAGUGGGAAGGCUGCUCUACAUCUACACUAAUGAGAAGGAGUCAAAGCCGGUGGCAGAGAUCUGUGUUGAGAGCUACCAGGCACGGCCUGUGGCCACCAAGUCUGAGUCGCCCAAGAAAGACUGCAGUUUCGAGAUUUUCUGUCCCGGCAAUAAGACUUAUCAGUUCACCGCACCCUCCAACAACGAAAUGGACCAAUGGGUGACAGCCAUCUGUGAAGCCGGCAAGAGUGAAGCAACCGGUAUCGCUGUCACGAGCCAGCCUGAGAGCCAGACGCAGACCGGGGCACGCCAGUUGCCGUCCAUUCCCGACGAGCAGGCCCUUGUGCAGGCCUACGAUAUGCCCGAUGCCAGGGCCAGGCCUGUCGCCCCCCAACAAUACGAGCUCAUCAACACUGACGCCUAUUACCAUUGCAUUGACAACGACAAUGCUACACUCAAGCAGGUUGCUUCACAAAGAAACUCAAGAAUUGAAGAGGAGUUGACUUACGAAAAUGACGAUGUGAUCGAUGAGAACUUCUACUAUAAUGUUGUUUCUCCGUGUGAGAGUGAAAGUUUCUAUGACACAAUACCGGGAGUGACUGAAAAGAAGUUGAUGCUUGAAAGAGAAUUGCAAAUGAAGUACCUUCGAGAACAACAAAAUCUGUUGAUUCAGCAAAACGCACCUUGCAAAGACCAUGACACCAAUGAAGCUGGAGGGAAAAAAAUAACAGAUCAAGAUUCUACGGAGCAAGCACUGUAUGAAAAUCAGGAUGAAACUAGUCAACAGCUUACCACAACCCCAAAGGAGCAACCCAUCAAAAAGUCAUCGAAUUGUGAAAUUCGCACUGGACCAGUUUCAAGUAGAAUUCAACAAAUAAUACAGCGAAUUGAAGAAGCAGCCGGAACAUCAGCGAAGACUCAAAAAACUGUUCACAACGAUUUCUAUGAGCCAGUCGAUACUAGUGAUGCAAUUGCACAUUCAAGAACUAUAAGUAGGUGACAAGUUAUGUGAUAUAAUUAUGUCUAAACAAUACAAAGAUCAUCUGAAGAAAAACUGUCAAUUUUCUCACAAUUUUCACGUCAGACCAUUAAGAUCAGUAAGUUUCUUGGACGAGAUAACCUUAUUCUGCGAAUAUGGACUCUCCUUGAUCUGAUGAAACAUCUGAAAAAUUAUUGAUACUGUUAUAACUAUGCUGUAAAGUAGCCUACAAAAUCUUGUUACUAUGCAGUUGUUGUUGUCUUCUAUUUAUUGGUGAGGGAAAAUGUCAACUCUAUGUUAUGUGAAAUUUCUCCUUAAUUUGAAUUUCACGCAAUAAAUAUUCGAGUGAUGCUUCAAUAACAGAGCUGUGACAAAGUACCUCAGAUCAGGCAUAUUGACCAUAUAGAAGCCAUACAUACAUCAACGUAAUACACAUUUCAGAUCAUAGUGUAUUAUUUCCAUGAUAAAAAAGUAAUUGUUCCAUUGUCUGUGAAAUGACAAAAAUUAUCCAUGAAUUAUUUCAAUGCUUCUAAUUUAACUGUCGCUCAUGUCUCACAUAUAACGACUAACUUAUUUGAUUACAUGAAACACUUGUUUGGUUAAAGCAAGAUUUUGGCAUUAAAUACAUUGUAUUUCGUAAAUGUAUACCCUACAAUUCAGACAUCUCUGAAUUAUACUUUAUUACUUCUAGUUUCGUGGUUUGGUUAGAAACUCAAUUUACAACUGAUACGUUGGGAGACCAACAAAAAAUCAUUUUUCCACUGUGUGUUUUUCGGUGAUAAAAGUUUUUUCUGUUUUAUUAAAAAUGACGGUAUUGCUACCGAGACUGACUCCUUGUCAGUAUUGGUAUCCAAAGACUAACUUGCAACGACAACUUGGAAAUUGAAUUUCUCUGAGUCUAGAACUAAUAGAUAUAAGGUGAACAAUUGAUUUCUUUACAGAUUCCUAGAUCAGUAGGUUUUAUGCAUAGACUGCUUUUAAGAAAUAUUUUGUAUGAAUCUAUAAAUAUGUGAAUAUUUUCCCAUUAUAAAUAUAUUGUGUUAUGUGUAUCAACCUAUCAUCUGAGUUAUUACAUUUUUUCUCAUAAAUA